UGCAGCCGCUUCCUGAUUCGCAGGACUCAUUCAUUUCAUCUCCCCCACUCUCUCUUUCUUUAUUGUUUCUGUGGUCUCUCUCUCUCCUUGUCUCUAACUUCUGCAAACAAUGGCCCUUGAGGCAUACAGAGAGUGAUUGAGAAGGAGUUCUCGAUUCAUGGGUUCUUCUUUUUCCCUGCAAUUUCAUUCGUCCUUUCCUUGGUCUGCAGGUGCGAAGAAGAUAUCGGGUUAGGUGUGAAUGUGUUGGGCUCUUUCUCAUUGUUGAAUAGCUAUCGUUAUGGAUUCAACUUUAGAAGGUGCCACGCUCGAUCCAUCUAAGUGCAGCAAGUUGAGUAUGGAAGAAAAAAGAGAACUUAUCUAUCAGAUUUCUAAGUCCCAGGGUGCUUCAGAGACGUUGCAGUCAUGGAGCCGACAAGAAAUUUUGAAAAUCCUGUGUGCAGAGAUGGGAAAAGAAAGGAAGUACACUGGCUUGACAAAGUUGAAAAUCAUAGAAAAUCUUUUAAAAAUUGUCUCUGAAAAGAAAUCAGGAAACCAGGAAAUUACAACAGAUCUUGAACCGCUUUCUCCUCAUGCAAAUGAGCAGAAACCAGCUAAAAGGCGGAGGAAAACAGAGAAUCCGUCUCGGCUGCCUCUUCCAGCAAACAGUGGUCUAGUCACUAAUGGUGAUGGAGAUUUGGGCAGUAGUAGCACCACAUACUGUAAGAAUUCAGCUUGCAAAGCUACCCUAAGUCAAGCAGAUGCAUUUUGCAAAAGAUGCUCGUGCUGCAUUUGUCAUCAAUAUGAUGACAACAAAGAUCCUAGCCUGUGGUUAAUAUGUAACUCUGACGCUCCAUUUCGUGGUGUUUCUUGUGGCUUGUCAUGCCAUCUUGAAUGUGCUUUAAAACAUGAUGGUUCCGGCAUUCCCAAAAAUGGAGUUCGUCCCAAGCUUGAUGGGGAUUUCUGCUGUGUCUCAUGUGGGAAAGUGAAUGAUUUGCUCGGAUGUUGUAGAAAACAACUGUCAAUGGCAAAGUGUACCAGACGUGUGGACAUUCUUUGCUAUCGUGUCUUCUUGACCGAAAAACUUUUACAAGGGACUGAAAAGUAUAAACAAAUUUAUGAAAUAAUUGAUGAGGCUGUCAAGAAACUUGAAACUGAGGUUGGCCCAUUAACUAGCUCACCAGCGAAGAUUGGUAGGGGAAUUGUAAACAGACUUUCAUCAGGACCAGAGGUCCAGAAACUCUGUGGUUCUGCUUUGGAAUUGCUGGAUUCAUCACUUUCUGAAGUAGUCUUGCCUCCAUCACCCGGUCCGGCAUAUCAAGAUACAAAAUUGGUCGCUUCAGAUAUGGUGGGAUUUGAAGAUAUCGCUGCAACAUCGCUCACUGUAGUUUUGGGUUCAGAAAACCCAUCUGGGGAAAAUAUUGUUGGUUACAAUUUGUGGCAUCGUGCGGCUCAUGAUGUGGACUAUCCCUUGGACUCAACUCGCACGUUGUAUCUACCAGACAGAAAGUUCACUAUCAGGGAUCUAAUUCCAGCCACAGAAUACGUCUUCAAAGUUGUUGCCUUCAAUCAUUUGAGGGAGUUGAGCAUGUGUGAAGUCCGUGUUUUGACUGAGCAAGGCGAUGAAGAAGCGCCCAACUGCUCAACAACGGAAAGAAUUCAAAGCCCAGUAACAAACUGUAGCAGCCUUUCCAAUCCCUCAUCAGUAGAAGAUGAAACUAAUAACAGUAACCCAGAUUGUGACCAGACCGAUAACCGGGUGGAGAAUCAUCUUACCGAUCAAAAGGACACUGACAAGCUUGCUUCAGGAAUUUUAUCCAGUGACCUCACUAACUGUUCCAACACUGGUGAAGGUAGACUUCCGGCAAAUGCUGAUUCCUCAUCAGACAAGGAACAUGCUGUAGGAAAGAUUGGCCCUUCUUUACCUAGUUCUGAUGUGUUGAAGCUUGGCAAAAAACACUCACCAGAGGAGCAAGUCACUGAGGACAUGAUCACUGAUAAUGGGCUUAAUCCGCUGGCUCAGGCUAGGAGGGACUGCGCAGCAGGUAGGCCAGAGGAAGGCCUUCCCAUCACUCCAUGCAAGCUGGAAAUGCUUAAGGAUGGGCCAGGAAGAAAGGGGAGGUCUAAAUCGAGUUGCAAGGCCAAGGAUCAAGAAAAUGGGUCUGGGAAGAGACAAUGCCCUCAAGAUGGAAUCAAAUCAAAGAAGAGAAAUGGGGAAAGGCAACAAGUUGAGGAGUGUGAUGCAGAGGGGUUUUCUUCUGAUGGAGAUUUUGAGUAUUAUGUGAAGGUGAUUAGAAGAUUAGAGUGUGAAGGACAUAUAGAGAAGACCUUUAGGCAGAAAUUUCUGACUUGGUACAGCUUUAGAGCAACAACCCAAGAAGUUAGGGUUGUGAAAGUAUAUAUUGAUACCUUCAUUGGAGAUCCAACAUCUCUUGCAGAGCAGCUUGUGGACACAUUCUCAGACUGCAUAUCAAGCAAGAGAACAUCUACGGUGCCACCUGGCUUCUGCAUGAAGCUUUGGCAUUAGCCCAGUUUAGGCUAUUGAAGCCCAUUCAUGCUGCUAAGAUUUGUGAAGCAGUAUUCUUUAGAUAUCUAUUAUUCUUCAUUUAGACAUUCACCAAUUUUAAUUUAUUUCAUCAUUGUCAUUCAUAGGAUGAGAUAACAAUUAUAGAUUUUCUUUUU
Molecule: messenger RNA, 2658 nt
Organism: Neltuma alba
Lineage: Eukaryota; Viridiplantae; Streptophyta; Magnoliopsida; Fabales; Fabaceae
Product: VIN3-like protein 2
Exons: 5
Coding region: 278-2503 (741 amino acids)
Biological process (GO): epigenetic regulation of gene expression; vernalization response
Molecular function (GO): protein binding
Source: RefSeq, a predicted model, not a curated record